AUGGCCUCUGAUUCAAAGGGGCUUGAGGAGGGCACAUCGCUUCCCGUCUACGAUGAUGCCAAAUCCAUGCCCGGAGAGAUGGAGGGGGUUGACGCGGAGACGCAUCGUGGUUUGAGGUCGCGCCAUAUUCAAUUCCUGGCCCUGGGUGGUUGCAUUGGUACAGGUCUUUUUGUCGGAAGUGGUCAGACUUUGUCGACUGUUGGCCCAGCACCUUUACUCAUGGGAUACAUUGCUAUGUCAACUGUGGUGUACUUUGUCAUGAACGUUCUGGGUGAAAUGACCACGUACCUUCCAGUACGUGGUGUUUCGGUGCCUUAUUUGAUCAAUCGCUUCACCGAGCCCAGUCUGGGCUUUGCUGUUGGAUAUAAUUAUUGGUAUUCCUUUUCCAUGCUACUAGCGUCUGAAGUCACGGCAGCAGGCUUGAUCGUUGAGUAUUGGCCAAGCAGUGUCAGCGUCGGUGUAUGGAUCGCAAUUGUACUCGUCGUAAUUCUAUUCCUCAAUAUUGUCGCUGUGUCGUGGUAUGGGGAAGCAGAGUUUUGGUUUGCUUCUCUGAAGAUUAUUGCCAUCAUUGGUCUGAUAAUUCUCGGCGUUGUUCUAUUCUUUGGCGGAGGGCCUAAUCAUGAUCGCCUCGGUUUCCGCUAUUGGCAGCACCCAGGUGCCUUCAAAGAGCCAUACCUCGUGUCGAACAUUAAUACCAGCCGCUUCCUUGCUUUCUGGACUGCGUUGAUCAAGUCGGGAUUUUCCUUCAUCUUUUCCCCCGAGCUAAUCACCACUGCGGCCGGAGAAGCCAUCGCCCCGCGCCGCAACAUCCCUAAGGCAACAAACCGGUUCAUCUACCGUCUGUUCGCAUUCUACGUUCUUGGGAGCUUGGUCAUCGGUGUUACUGUGGCGUACAAUGACAAGCAUCUUCUUCAGGGGGUUGCAAGCGGUGGCUCGGGUGCCGGAGCGAGUCCAUUUGUCAUUGGGAUUCAGAAUGCCGGGAUUAGCGGUCUAAACCAUGUCAUUAACGCUGCCAUCUUGAUCUCUGCCUGGUCAGCUGGCAACUCCUGGGUAUACGCUGGGUCUCGUACCCUCUAUUCGCUUGCCCGCGAGGGUCAAGCUCCCAAAUUCUUCACGCGCUGUACCAAGAACGGUGUGCCCUAUGCUGCGGUGCUGGUCACCUGGGCAAUUGGUCUUCUUUCUUUCCUAAACCUUUCGAGCUCCGGUGCCAAUGUGUUCUAUUGGUUUACCAAUAUUACGACCGUCGGAGGUUUCAUUUCAUGGGUCCUCGUGGGAGUUGCUUAUUUGCCGUGGGGUACGUACUAUUUUAUGUUGAUCGUCGGGGUGCUGGCUAUCACCAACGGAUACACGGUGUUCUUCCCCGGAGCUUUCACCGCAUCUGACUUUUUGGUGUCUUACAUCGUUUUUGCUAUCUUCUUUGCCCUUUACUUUGGCCACAAAAUCUGGUAUCGAACGCCGUGGAUGGUCCCGGCGGCCGAUAUUGACAUCUUCUCCGGGAAAGAAGAGAUUGAUCGGCUGUGUGAAUUCGACGAAGAAAGAGUGCCGCGUAACUGGCUCGAGCGCGUCUGGUGGUGGAUUGCCUAG
This is a messenger RNA of Penicillium chermesinum, 1584 nucleotides long. RefSeq lists its product as uncharacterized. The coding region runs from base 1 to 1584 and encodes 527 amino acids. The record is from RefSeq and is a predicted model, not a curated record. Lineage: Eukaryota; Fungi; Ascomycota; Eurotiomycetes; Eurotiales; Aspergillaceae. Gene Ontology annotation, molecular function: amino acid transmembrane transporter activity. Gene Ontology annotation, cellular component: membrane. Gene Ontology annotation, biological process: amino acid transmembrane transport. The transcript is spliced from 6 exons.